AUGGUAGAUUCCAGAGAACUGAAGCGUGCGGCAGAAGGAAAGUGCUUAACCAAAGGAAAUGUUCAAGAAAUAAACAACAUCUCUAAAACGAGUUUCAUUACUUGGGUUGCUAUGUGGAAGAGACUCUCCACUAGAGAUAGACUUAAGCGAUUUGGCUUGUGUAGUGAAGAUUUUUGCCCUCUCUGUGAGAAGGAACCAGAAACUAUUAAUCACCUUUUCUUUUCAUGUGAUUAUGCUGAUGCUUGUAGUAGGCUGCUAUGUAAGGAGCUGGACCUGCAAAAUCACUUUGUUUCCUUGGACCAACUGGCUGAUUUGAUGAAGAAGCCCGUGGUGGGUAGAUUUCGCAGCAGUGUCAUCAGGAGCUGUUUUUGUGCUUUGGUUUAUUGUAUUUGGUCUCAGAGAAAUGAUGUUAUAUGGAAUGCUAAACUCUGUCAUCCUAGGACUGUGGUUAAACGUAUUAAAAAUCUGUGUAUGCACAGAAUCAUGGGUGUUAUGCCUAGGAAGGUUAGUGAUAGUAAUAGAACCUGGAUGAUUAGGCUGCUUAGCUGA
Amaranthus tricolor (Joseph's coat) is the source of this 549-nucleotide messenger RNA. RefSeq lists its product as uncharacterized. The record is from RefSeq and is a predicted model, not a curated record. Lineage: Eukaryota; Viridiplantae; Streptophyta; Magnoliopsida; Caryophyllales; Amaranthaceae. The transcript is spliced from 3 exons. The coding region runs from base 1 to 549 and encodes 182 amino acids.